Carya illinoinensis is the source of this 4821-nucleotide messenger RNA. RefSeq names its product pyrophosphate--fructose 6-phosphate 1-phosphotransferase subunit alpha-like. The transcript is spliced from 21 exons. The coding region runs from base 113 to 1960 and encodes 615 amino acids. Lineage: Eukaryota; Viridiplantae; Streptophyta; Magnoliopsida; Fagales; Juglandaceae. Gene Ontology annotation, biological process: glycolytic process; response to glucose; photosynthesis. Gene Ontology annotation, cellular component: cytosol. Gene Ontology annotation, molecular function: ATP binding; 6-phosphofructokinase activity; diphosphate-fructose-6-phosphate 1-phosphotransferase activity. The record is from RefSeq and is a predicted model, not a curated record.
UCUUCAAAGCACCAACCAACCUCGCCCAACCAGUUUCAGUACUCGGUCGGUUCUGUUUCAGCAACAACUCCUACUCCAACAACACAGAGCCCCGCCCCCCGAGCGUUUCUCCAUGGAUUCCGACUACGGCAUUCCAAGAGAACUCUCCGAACUUCAAAAACUCCGAUCUCUCUACCAACCCCAACUCCCUCCUUGUCUCCAGGGAACUACUGUCAGGGUUGAAUUCGGCGAUGCAACUACCGCGGCUGACCCCAGUGACUUCCAAUGCAUAAGCCGAUGUUUUCCCCACACUUAUGGUCAGCCAAUUGCUCACUUUCUCAGGGCAACUGCAAAAGUCCCAGAUGCUCAGAUUAUAACUGAGCACCCGACUAUUAGGGUGGGAGUAGUCUUUUGCGGGAGACAAUCUCCUGGAGGACAUAAUGUUAUAUGGGGUCUUCUCAAUGCUCUUAAAAUCCACAACCCCAAGAGUACCUUACUUGGAUUUCUUGGUGGUUCAGAAGGUUUAUUUGCAAAGACAACUCUCGAGAUAACAGAUGAAGUUCUUUCAACCUACAAAAAUCAAGGUGGUUAUGAUUUGCUGGGAAGAACAAAAGAUCAAAUUAGAACAACUGAGCAGGUUAAUGCUGCCCUAAUUUCUUGCCAAGAUUUGAAAUUGGAUGGCCUUGUUAUUGUUGGAGGGGUUACAUCAAACACGGAUGCUGCUCAGCUUGCAGAAACAUUUGCUGAAGAAAAAUGCGCAACAAAGGUGGUUGGUGUUCCUGUUACUCUGAAUGGGGAUCUUAAAAACCAGUUUGUCGAAGCUAAUGUUGGUUUUGACACAAUAACUAAGGUCAAUUCCCAGCUCAUCAGUAAUGUUUGCACUGAUGCGCUCUCUGCAGAGAAGUAUUAUUAUUUUAUUCGACUCAUGGGUCGAAAGGCAUCACAUGUUGCACUGGAGUGCGCCCUCCAGUCCCAUCCAAACAUGCUAAUUCUUGGGGAGGAGGUGGCUGCAUCAAAGCUUACACUUUUCGAUAUCACAAAACAAAUUUGUGAUGCAGUUCAAGCGAGAGCAGGACAAGACAAGUACCAUGGAGUUAUCUUACUACCAGAAGGACUUAUAGAAAGCAUUCCUGAAGUUUAUGCACUUUUGAAGGAAAUUCAUGUUUUGCUCAGGCAAGGUGUUUCUACUGAUAACAUUUAUACUCAACUUUCACCUUGGGCAUUUGCUUUGUUUGAAUUUUUGCCACCCUUUAUUAAGAAACAGCUGCUCCUUUACCCUGAGUCAGAUGACUCUGCACAAUUAUCCCAGAUUGAGACAGAGAAGCUUUUUGCACAUCUCGUGGAGACUGAAAUGAACAAGCGUCUGAAAGAGGGCACAUACAAAGGGAAGAAAUUUAAUGCUAUCUGCCACUUCUUCGGUUAUCAGGCUCGGGGAUCCUUAGUGUCAAAUUUUGACUGUGACUAUGCCUAUGUUCUUGGGCAUAUCUGCUAUCAUAUUUUAGCAGCUGGUUUGAAUGGUUAUAUGGCAACUGCAACUAACCUGAAGCAUCCUGUGAAGAAUUGGCGUUGUGGUGCUGCUCCAAUUACCGCAAUGAUGACUGUGAAGCAUUGGUUUCAAAAUUCAGGGGCCUUGUCAAUGGGAAAACCUGCCAUUCACCCAGCUACUGUGGACUUGAGGGGAAAAGCAUAUGAGCUGUUGAGGCACAAUGCUGCAAAAUUUUUGUUGGACGACCUUUACAGAAAUCCAGGACCACUUCAGUUUGAUGGUCCUGGUGCUGAUUCUAAGGCUGUAACUCUAUGCGUUGAAGACCAGGAUUACAUGGGCCGCAUCAAGAAAUUGCAGGAAUACCUUGAUAAGGUACGAACCAUCGUAAAGCCAGGAUGUUCACAGGAUGUUCUCAAAGCAGCUUUGAGUGUUAUGGCUUCUGUGACAGAAGUUCUCUCUGUGAUGGCGUCCCCUUCAUCCAACUCAUCUCUCUAAAUAUAGUUAUGCGCAGCCAGAUCUAAUGACCAUGAUACUCGGAUUUCAAAAUAUUAAUAUCCUGAAAUUGUAGGUGUGCAACCGAGUUUGACUUUUUUAUUCCAACAUCAGCCAAAUAAUCAGGAUCAUUGUAUUUCAAGCUCUGGAAGAGAUGAAAUUUUGUUUAUGGUACCGUAUACAUUUUGUAGUUUCAAUGGCAUUGAGGUGUUCUACACAGUUUAAUUCAGUUUCAUGUGUCUGCAAAUGGCAUUGUUUGAUGAUUACUGCAUAGUUUAUGUGCCUUACAGGUGCCAUGGAAGCAAUUGCAUGCCUUUCUUGUUACACCUGCAUUGUGCUGGUGCAAAAGUAUUUCAUGAAAAUGAUAAUAAACUCUAACCCUUUUUUCUCAUAUAGUUCAAUAGCAUCCUUGAGAAAGUUGGCGUGAUUGAUAAGAACUAAUUUACUGGACCAGAAGCCGGUAUAUUACUUAGAGAAGUUCUACAGCCACAAAACAUCAGUUUGCUGGAUUAUUUUUGUUACUCAAGCAUUUCUCUAUUACUUAUUGUAGGACCAUAACAAUCACUAAAACGAGUAAAAAAGAAUUGCUAAAAAUCCAAAAUCUGAAUAUUCGUUUAUACUAGCCAAUGUGACAUGUUUAGUAUUGUGUUUUGUGUGUCAUUAAACAGGUCUGGAAUCAAGUCAGCAAACAUCUUUCCAGUGGCUAGAAAUGAACUGGUUAAUUUUCAAGUCCAUCCUUUUUAAUACAAUGAAAAUCAUUUUCUUCGACCAAAUAAAUGUAAAUAUAGCAUCAUCAGACAUAAUAUCUAGGCUCGUUUAAAGGCUAAAAAGGGAUCAUCAAGGCACCAAUUUCUGUGUAUCUGGGUGCAAGAGUGAGGUAGGAGAGUUGGCUUGGACGGCAAGUGGGUGCAGCGGAUUGUAGAAGCCAAAUAAAUACAAAUAUAGGUAACAGAUUUAUUAUACUUGAAGCAUAAGAUAAGUGAAUGCGUGGGGAAUAAAUCCAAGAGUUAAUACACGAACUACAUUCAAAUGAAUCGAUGGAGACCUACUUUUACCUGUAAUAUUAUUGCUGCUUUCUGCUGUAGUUUGACAGGUUCCAAGUAUCUGCACUUGGAACUGGCUGUGCCUGCUUUUUCAAUGCCAAGACUUCCAAACUUGCCAUCACUUGGUUCAGAUAAAGGUUGCCAUCCUCCUAUGAUCAGCUACAUUGAUAAGGCAGAUUGGGUUCCUUUUCAGCCCAUGAGAGCUUAGGAAACCAAGGCAAGGAAAAGAACCUGGAAGUGUUGAAAACAAAUGGAGGAAAAGAGAGGCUACAAUGCUCACGUCGUGGUUCUUCCCUUUCCUGCACAAGGCCAUAUAAAUCCACUGCUCCAAUUUUCUAAACGUUUAGACUCGAAAGGGAUCAAAAUCACUGUAUCCACUACACUUUCUAGCGUCAAGUCCAUGCAAUCUCGAGCUGGGUCAAUUACACUAGAAUCAAUAUAUGAUGACAACACUGAAGGAGCGCUUGCAAGACCAGCAGCGUUGAUGGGGUUCCUCGAGAAGUUUGAAGUUGUUGGAGCACAUUGCUUAGGAGAACUCUUCAAGAAGCUAGAAAAUUCUGAGUAUCCUGUGAAGGGAUUGGUUUAUGAUGCUAAUUUACCAUGGGCUCUGAACAUAGCUCAGCAACUCGGUGUUGCUAGUGUUGCAUUUUUCACUCAAUCAUGUGCUGCAAUUGCUUGCUACUACCCCAUGUACGUAGAGAUGUGUGGCAAACCACUAUCGGUUCCUGCCUUUUCAAUGCCUGGAUUGCGACAACCUGCACUUCCAAACCCUGCAUCCUUUGGUUCAGAGACAGAACGCUUUCCCCCCUUAAUCAAACACAUAUUAAACCAAUUCAGCAACAUUGAGAAGGCUGAUUGGAUCCUGUUUAACUCAUUCUAUAAGUUGGAAGAGGAGGUUCUAAAGUGGAUAACGAAUCUCUACCCUACAGUUAGAACUAUCGGACCAACUCUACCAUCUGUUUAUCUCGACAAGAGGCUGGAAGAUGACAAAUGUUACGGUUUCAAUCUCUAUAAGCCAAUCAGCGAGACAUACAUGCAAUGGCUAAACUCAAAGGAACCUGCUUCAGUGGUGUAUGUCUCAUUUGGAAGUACUGCAGCUUUGAAUGCUCCACAAAUGAUAGAAAUGGCACAUGCCCUAAGGCAAACCAGCAGCAACUUCUUGUGGGUAGUGAAGGAAACCGAAGAGAGUAGUCUCCCCAACAAAUUUGUGGAGGACACGUCAGGGAAAGGAUUGGUUGUGGCAUGGUGCUCGCAGCUAGAGGUGCUGGCCCAUCAAGCUAUCGGAUGCUUUAUAACACAUUGCGGAUGGAACUCGACUAUGGAAGGAGUAAGCUUAGGAGUGCCGAUGGUGGGAAUGCCACAGUUUCUAGACCAAAUGGCGAAUGCAUAUUUGUUGGAGAAAGUUUGGGAAGUGGGAGUUCAGCCAAAAGUAGAUGAAAAGGGUCUUGCUAGUGGGGAAGAAAUCGAGAGCUGCAUCAACCAAGUUAUGCAGGUUGGAGGAAGAAGGAAGGAGUUUAAGAAGAAAGCCAUGCAGUGGAAACAGUUUGCAAUGGAGGCAAUGAAUGAGGGUGGAAGUUCAGAUAAGUGUAUAGAUGAGAUUAUUGGUCGACUAGUUUGCAGCUGAAAUUCGACUUAGUUUUGGGUUAUGGGCUUCCAACUGUAAGAACAAAGACGAAGCCUCGACAUCGGUUUAUUAUUAUUUCUUCCUAAAAUUGUAGCAAAUUCGUUCAUUGAUUCUCAAUUUGCAAUGAUGUUGUUUUAUUUUGGGUAAUUCUUUUACAUCAUUGCGAUUUAUUAAUGGAAAAUUAUAUUUUUAAGUCA